AUGCGUCUGACGCUAUCCCGAUUCUCCGUCCAGCCCGCCUCCCGCAGCAUUCGCAGCAUCAUGACCAAGGUCGCCGUCUGCCAGAUCCGCUCGACGGCGGACCCAGCGCACAACCUACGCAUCUCGUCGACCGUCAUCCGAGACGCGGUUCGGGCCGGCGCAACUGCAUGUUUCCUCCCUGAAGCGGCCGACUUUAUCGUCAAGACAACCGAGGAGUGCCGCCGCCUCUCCCUCCCCCUCUCAAAGCACGAGUAUACUCUCGGCCUACAAACUCUGGCGAAGGAGCUGGGUGUGGCUAUCAGUGUUGGGAUCCAUGAUGUGCCAGAAGAAGGGGAGGAUGACGAGCCGGACAGCUUGAGGGUGUAUAACACCCAUGUCCUGAUUGAUACGGAUGGGAGUAUCAAGGCUAAAUAUAGCAAGCUGCAUCUCUACGACGUCGAGCUCAUCCAGGACGGGCAGGUCAAGCGGAUCGGGGAGAGCGACCGCGUGCGGCCCGGCCAGGCCAUCGUUCCCCCAGUCCAAGUGGGGGACUUGAAAGUUGGCCUUGAGAUCUGCUACGACCUACGCUUCCCCGAGCUCUCCAUUGUCCUAACGAGAAUGGGGGCAGACGUCCUAACUUUCCCGAGCGCAUUCAUGCUUCCUACUGGGAAGGCUCACUGGGCGACACUACUUCGCGCCGCCGCCAUCCAGUACCAAGUCUACGUGCUCGCUGCGGCGCAGUAUGGCGCGCACCAUGCAAGCCGGUCGAGUUGGGGCGAGUCGAUUGCCUUCGAUCCUUGGGGACGGGAGUUGGGGCGCUUGCGCAGCGUCGAGGAGCCGGGAGGGGAGUAUGAGGACGGCGGCGAGUUCUUCCUCUGCGAUCUGGAUCAUGGGGUUAUCAGCGAGACCCGCAAGCAGAUCCCGCUCUCGAUUCAGAAGCGCGCGGAUAUUUAUGGCGUGGUGGGUGAGCGGGGGUAA
Molecule: messenger RNA, 957 nt
Organism: Cutaneotrichosporon cavernicola
Lineage: Eukaryota; Fungi; Basidiomycota; Tremellomycetes; Trichosporonales; Trichosporonaceae
Gene: NIT2
Exons: 5
Coding region: 1-957 (318 amino acids)
Molecular function (GO): hydrolase activity, acting on carbon-nitrogen (but not peptide) bonds, in linear amides
Source: RefSeq, a predicted model, not a curated record